Messenger RNA from Oncorhynchus gorbuscha (pink salmon), 1718 nucleotides. RefSeq names its product distal-less homeobox 2a (gene dlx2a). Gene Ontology annotation, biological process: negative regulation of transcription by RNA polymerase II; embryo development; cell differentiation. Lineage: Eukaryota; Metazoa; Chordata; Actinopteri; Salmoniformes; Salmonidae. The transcript has 3 exons. Bases 167 to 994 code for a protein of 275 amino acids. Gene Ontology annotation, molecular function: DNA-binding transcription factor activity, RNA polymerase II-specific; RNA polymerase II cis-regulatory region sequence-specific DNA binding. The record is from RefSeq and is a predicted model, not a curated record.
ACCACUGUGAUAGGGACACACCUUCGUCGUUUUUUGGUAAAGUUCAUGGGGAUGCCAUUUUAAACUCAAAGUGAAUUUAAUCCACGAGAUAUAAGCAUUCAUUGCAAAUUGACUUUUUCAAUUGCAUUGCUUCAAGCACAUUUAGCUGUGCAACUUUACCCACAAGAUGACUGGAGUUUUUGACAGUCUCAGUACAGAUAUGCAUUCGAACCAGAUUACCUCGAACAGUUACCACAGCUUGCAUAAAUCGCAGGAGUCCCCAACUCUACCAGUAUCGACUGCAACGGACAGCAGCUUUUACAAUAGCCAACAGCCUGGAUACUGCGCAGGGUCUCCAUAUGGCCAACUCGGAACUUACCAGUACCACAACAGUGGUAUGAGCAACGUUCAAUACAAUACUAAAUCAUACGACCUUGGUUUCAACUCUUAUGGCACCUACGGCUCCUACGGUUCCAGUUCUUCACCGACUCCAACGGAUGCAGAGAAAGAAGAAAGUGAACCUGAAAUCCGAAUGGUUAACGGGAAACCAAAGAAGGUCAGGAAACCUCGAACUAUUUAUUCAAGCUUCCAACUGGCCGCCCUUCAACGGAGAUUCCAAAAAACACAGUACUUGGCUUUACCCGAGAGAGCCGAGCUGGCAGCCUCAAUGGGCCUUACACAAACCCAGGUGAAAAUUUGGUUCCAGAACCGACGCUCCAAGUUCAAGAAGUUGUGGAAAAAUGGAGAAAUCCCCCAUGAGCAACAUGUGACCUCCAGCGAGUCUCCCCCCUGUAACUCUCCACCCGCCACUGCCUGGGACUUUCCACAGAAUCAAAGAAUGAACAAUGUAAACUCUAGUUUAUCUCAGAGCAGCAGCCCUCCAAAUACGACUGAGCCUUCUUUCUUGGCAAACUAUUCUUGGUACUCAUCAACGAACUCUGCAACGCAUCUUCAGGCUGGCCCGCUUGUCCAGCACCACCACAACUCCGCCUUGAGCGCUGGGACAAUAUUUUAAUACAACUGACUCUUACUCGGAGACUACUGGUGAAACAAACAAAAUGUCAUUAUACAUUUUUACAUACCUCACCAAGCGAACUUUACGCGCAACUUUGGCCUAUAGCUGCUAGGGUAAUUCAGAAUGACACCGUGCCCGCACCGGUAAAAUGGCAGACUACAUAUUUUUACAGUUAUUUUUGUAUUUAUUUAUUGUGUUUAUCUUAAUGGAUGAGAUUUAUGAACCACUAAUAGCCAAAACAACCACGUAGUAAGAUGCUUUUACGAACGUGUGUUACUUUUGAAUCAGCGCGAGUCCAAAGUUGAUUGCAGGACGUGAACAACUGACACACAUGUAGCACAUUUUUCAACUGCGUCGUGCAUUUUGAAAAUGUCCUAAUUUUGUUGUACGUGAUCCAUGUAUAAGCCUACAUGUACACAGAUUUCUAUGUGGCCUAUUCUUUACGGUUGGUUUCCUUUUGUAGGUCAGAAUUCGGCUUUGAGAAAUAUUUCACAACAUUAUUUUGACGUGCCAUCCUGGCAUCAUUUUUAUUUUAUUUUAAUAUUGGGGACCAAUACUGUACCUAUUCUUUACGGUUGUUUUAUCCUUCAUAAACUACUGAUUGUCCCCUAUUCCAAUGAACUUGUAUAACAUUUAUAUGGUGUAUUGUCUUUAAUUUAUUGUAUGGUUAGCAGUGUUUUCUUUAUAUGAUCAGACGUUAUUUAAAUAAAAUUAUGUUUUCUGU